Messenger RNA from Pungitius pungitius (ninespine stickleback), 1771 nucleotides. RefSeq names its product G1/S-specific cyclin-E2-like. The record is from RefSeq and is a predicted model, not a curated record. The coding region runs from base 298 to 1410 and encodes 370 amino acids. Lineage: Eukaryota; Metazoa; Chordata; Actinopteri; Perciformes; Gasterosteidae. Gene Ontology annotation, molecular function: cyclin-dependent protein serine/threonine kinase regulator activity. Gene Ontology annotation, cellular component: cyclin E1-CDK2 complex; cytoplasm; nucleus. The transcript has 12 exons. Gene Ontology annotation, biological process: regulation of cyclin-dependent protein serine/threonine kinase activity; G1/S transition of mitotic cell cycle.
AAGAAGGUUGCUAACUACAGCAAAGAGACGAAGGAACAAAAUAAGAGAAACGCAUUAAAACUUCGAGCUGCUGGCAUAUAAAGUCGGUGUUAACCUCGCUAAAGCCGUUUUGAGUCUCCAUAGACAUGCGCAAUGUGUCGCUAACGCUCGCUCGUUGGCGCCAGCGCCAACUGGAGAUCAAUUCGAUUUGAGCUCGAGCCGCAGACAGGUCGAGCUGGUCUCCCGAGCCGCCUGCUUGUAAACCUCCACACUUCGGAAUCACUCCCACGGAUCUGCUUUGCAGAAGCUGCAGCAAAGAUGUCUAGACGAAGUGCUCGCCUGCUGAGAAGAUCUGAAAACGAUCCAGGCCAGAGAGGCAAAGUAACCAAGCAAAGCAACAGAAAAAAGGCCCAGCCCCUGUCAAAGCUGCAGUGUGAAAAGAACCAGUUGGUACUUAAAGGUGUCGGCAAGCCGCCCGUUCUCAUCGAUACCGCUGAGAAAGGAGUUUGGGGCGAUGCAGCCCCGCAUUCCACGCAUUCCUUGCUGCGGCCGUCGCCUCUGCCCAAUCUGGGGUGGGGGUCUCCUGACGAUGUGUGGGUGAAGAUGGUCGACAGGGAGCAGAAUUACCGACACAGCAAGAACUUCAUGCAGAGACACCCCACAAUACAACCCAGAAUGAGGUCCAUACUCCUCGACUGGCUAAUUGAGGUGAGCGAAGCCUACACUCUCCACCGGCAGACCUUCUACCUGGCCCAGGACUACUUUGACCGCUUCAUGCUGACUCAGGACAACAUUGAAAAGGGCAUGCUGCAGCUCAUUGGGAUCACGUGUCUCUUCAUCGCAUCAAAGAUGGAGGAAGCGUAUCCUCCGAAGCUCUCGCAGAUGGCCUACGUGACUGCAGGGACCUACUUCGAAGAGGAGAUUCUACAGAUGGAGUUAAUCAUUUUGAAGGCGUUGAGCUGGAACCUUUGUCCCGAAACCGGCAUCUCCUGGCUGAAGCUCUACUUCCAGGUGGCGUCAAUGAGCGCCGGCGCCGACCUGCUGGAGCCGCAGUUCCCACAGGACGCUUACGUACAAAUGGCCCGGCUUUUAGACCUGUGUAUCCUCAACAUAAACUCUCUGGACUUUGAGUACAGAGUGCUGGCUUCCUCCGUCCUGAGCCACUUCAUUCACAGGGAAACGGCUGAGAAGGUCUCAGGCCUCUCGAGAGACGCCGUCCAGCCGUGCGUGGACUGGAUGGCUCCCUUCGUGGAGUCGGUGAACUGGUUCGGCAGAGCGCCGCUGAAGGAUUUUGCAGGAAUAAAGGCAGAAAACCGACACGACGUCCAGACGCACACCAACUACAUGAGCAUGCUGGACGUCGGUCCAAAGGAGGAAAGCAGCCAGUUCCUCACUCCUCCCAACAGCACAGAGAAGUCCUGCACACACUGAAGCACAAGAGGGAAGCUCUGGAGCGAGUGUGAGCAGAGGAAACCGGAAGUGAUCGUCCCACAGACUCGUGUACUGGAAAGACUACUUUAACUGAAAUGCUGAGCCUGGACGGGAGGGCAGUUCACGCCCGCUGCUGUGAACGUUUUUUAACUGAAUGUAUUAUCACAAAUAAUAUUUAAGAAAACGUUUUUUUUUUAGCAAAAUGGUGCUUUUAAUUCAGCGUAAAAAAAAACAUUUGAGUCCCAAUUGUAAUUUCUCAGAAAUAUUCUAUUGAAAAUGUGCAAUCGCUAACAGAAAUGCGUCCCUGGUGCUUGGAUCCAAGCGCUGCUUCAGGGUCCUUUGGAAAGCUGCUUAGGCCUAC